UUCCCUAUAUAUUACUAUAAAUAUUUCCUAUAGUUUUUUGUGAGUGUUAUCGUUACACAUUCGAUAUCAAGGAAUUUAAUGUAUUGCGUUCGAAAAAGGCAUUUAUUUAUGAGUCGUUGAUUAAAUAGCACUCAAAUUUAAAUGGUCGUAUUUAUCAGUAAGUUUAAUUUUAAAAUACAAAAACAAAAUUAACUUAACACUUUUAAAGUGAAAAGUAACGAUAUUAUAAUGAAUGAGGAAGAACAUUUAUUAAACCUACAAAAAUCAUCACAACAGUGGGCCCGACGUCAACUAUAUGGCCAUGUUAAUCCACCUUUACCACCAAAUUCUCCGCCCCACAAACCGCCACCACCUCCACCACCAUCUCAAAGAGAUUAUAACAGCAGUUAUUCAGGAUCCAAACAGAAUUAUCCACCAUCAAAAUCACAAAGUAGCUGCAAUAAUAAUAAUAAUAAUAGCAGUGGUAGUAAAGCAAAAUACUCUCAGUACAAACAACAAGGUCAAUACAACCAAUUACCACCACGUUAUUAUCCACCCCCUUUACCACCUCUUCCAAUGCAUUCCUAUAAUCAUUAUAGCCCUUACACGUUAGAUCCUCAAUGCAGUUGGAAUUACCAACAAAAAAAUUAUCCCAAUAAAAAUCGCUCGGAAAGAGAACGAGAAGAAGACUUGGAAGAUAAAAGAAAAAAUCGAAAACGAAAAAAACCGCUCUCCCAAAACAUGGUUCAUCAAAAAAAUUACACUCUUGAAGAUGCUAUAACCGCUUUAGAAGUGGAAAAGCAGUAUAACAAACGAUAUAAGAAUCAAUCUUUAAUAUUGAAGUUUCCCGAUCCCGAAUUGAACAAAGAAAUCGUUGCCAAAUUGCACCCAGCGAUUGAAAAUGUCCAUUUUCAACAAAAAUCAACGCCAAGAUUUUGUUUUGUUAAUUUAAAAGAGGAUGUAGAUUUAGAUGCGGUAAUUAAAGACCUAAAUACAACCCCAUUUGGUCAAGGUUUUAUCACGGCCGAAUUAAAAAAUGACCAAGAAAGUGAAAAAGAAACGAAACCGGAAGACAUAGACCCAUGUUGUUUGUACAUAGGUAACAUAGCCCAUGGUAUUCCUAGACAAAAACUCGACGAGCUUUAUCCAAGUAAUAAACGAGUCGAUAUGGGGUUUGCACGAAAAAUGCGCUUCACAAGAUACGCAUUUAUUUCAUUUCACAACGCUAAAGACGCGUUGGAGGCAUUUAAAAAGACUCAUUACAUGGAAUUGGCAGCUAAAAGCCUUAUUGUGCGAUUUCGACGGUUUCAAAGCACCGUUGGUAUGCCGGGCGAGAAAAAACCGCAAAACUCAACGAAACGGAAGCGAGCCGAUUCGGCAACAACCGAUGAUCUUGAAGUUAUCAGCGAAGAUUUUAGUAAUGUUGAUCCGACCAGUUAUACAUAUGUUAAAGAGGAACCUAUGUCCGACUCCGAAGGUGGAGAUGAUAGCGAACCUGAUGAUCAUGUGAAUGGACACUCAUCAAAUCACGACGACUGGAAAGUUAAAGUUGAAGAACCUAAUGCGGAGAUUAAGGAGGAACCUGAUAUGUCAGGAAGUGGAUAUGAUAGUUCUGGGAGCGAAAACGAUCAUUUACAAGAUCAUUCAUUAUUGGAUCCGAGUCAACACUUAAGAGAUUUGGCAGCCCAAAGGGAGUUACUUAGAAACAUGACUUUUGAUUUAUAAGAUAUUUUACAAAAAAUUAAUGGGAAUGUUUUAGGUUGUAUCUGUAUUUGUUAAUUUUAUUCUGUAAUAUUAAUGUAAUUUAAUCUAAAGUACAUCACGCAUGAAAAAAUUA
Onthophagus taurus is the source of this 1816-nucleotide messenger RNA. It is a transcript of the gene Pof, whose product is annotated as RNA binding domain-containing protein painting of fourth. The record is from RefSeq and is a predicted model, not a curated record. Gene Ontology annotation, molecular function: RNA binding. NCBI's taxonomy places the organism in Eukaryota, Metazoa, Arthropoda, Insecta, Coleoptera, Scarabaeidae.